Linum tenue is the source of this 355-nucleotide messenger RNA. NCBI's taxonomy places the organism in Eukaryota, Viridiplantae, Streptophyta, Magnoliopsida, Malpighiales, Linaceae. The record is from the annotation of a GenBank genome assembly.
AAUUGAUUGAAUUGAAAGCCCCAACUAUAGUUAAAAGGAUGGAUCAUAGAGAGAAGUUAUACGCCGACUCACCUAAUCCAAAGGUCAUUCAGAAAAUUUGGAAGAAUCGACGGCGACCGACGAGAGAAGCGGCGGUUGGACGGCAAAACGGCGGGGGUAACCACCAGCUGCUAGCACCAGCACAACCACCGGCACAGCCACGAUGUGCGGAUCUGGUCUAGGAAUUUGCAGGAAGAUAGAGUAGACGCGCGCGGCACCAUUUCGUUCGUUCAUCUCACUUGGUCACUUCACUUCUGUCGCCACCUCCCACAUCGACGCCACGCCACUACACGUGCGUCCUUUCCACGACGCUCUC